CCGGCGGGACAAAAGCGAGGACGCGGGGGGGGAGCGCCGCCAGCCGAGGCGAGCCGAGCGGGGCUGGGCCGGGCCGGGCCGUGGCGGGGAUGGUGCGAGGCCGGCGGCGCGGCCCGCGGGCGGCCUAGGAACCGGGCCGGGCGAUGCGGCCGUGAGGGCGGCGGGGCCGGGCGCCGCCGCGAUGCUCCGCCGCAGCCUGAGCCGCCUGUGUGCUGGGGAAGAGAAGCGGGUCGGUACACGCACCGUGGUGGUUGGGCACCGUCCAGUUUCAGAAACAGAUUCAUACGUGGCACAGAAGUUCUGCGACAACAGGAUCGUCUCCUCCAAGUACACCCUCUGGAACUUCCUCCCGAAGAACCUUUUUGAGCAGUUUAGAAGAAUUGCCAACUUCUACUUCCUCAUCAUCUUCCUCGUGCAGGUGAUAGUGGACACCCCAACCAGCCCGGUGACCAGUGGCCUCCCACUCUUCUUUGUCAUCACUGUCACAGCUAUCAAACAGGGAUAUGAGGACUGGCUGAGGCACAGAGCUGACAACGAAGUGAACAAAAGCAAUGUCUUCCUUGUCGAAAAUGCAAAGCAAGUGCAGAAAGAGAGUGAAAAAAUCAAGGUUGGAGACAUAGUAGAAGUGAAAGCAGAUGAGACCUUCCCCUGUGACUUGAUAUUUUUGGCCUCAAGCAGCAUUGAUGGGACCUGUUAUGUCACUACAGCAAGUCUCGAUGGCGAGUCCAAUUUCAAGACUCACUAUGCGGUGCGGGAUACCACCAUGCUCUGUACAGAUGAAGCCAUCGAUGCCCUCACUGCCACGAUUGAGUGUGAACAGCCACAGCCUGACCUCUACAAAUUUGUUGGAAGAAUUAUCAUCUACAGAAACAACCAAGAGCCCAUAGCCAGGUCCUUGGGUCCUGAAAACCUGUUGCUGAAAGGUGCUACCCUCAAAAAUACCAAGAAGAUCUAUGGAGUUGCAGUCUAUACUGGAAUGGAAACGAAAAUGGCUUUGAACUACCAAGGGAAAUCUCAGAAACGGUCUGCUGUAGAAAAAUCUAUCAACGUUUUCUUGAUAGUGUAUUUGUGCAUCCUAUUGAGCAAGGCUACUGUGUGCACAACUCUGAAAUAUGUCUGGCAGAGUAAUCCAUUUAAUGAUGAGCCUUGGUACAACGAGAAGACUAAAAAAGAGAGGGAGACAUUCAAGGUCUUGCGGAUGUUCACAGACUUCUUGUCAUUUAUGGUCCUCUUCAAUUUUAUCAUACCGGUCUCCAUGUACGUUACAGUAGAAAUGCAGAAGUUCUUGGGUUCCUUCUUCAUUUCUUGGGACAAGGAAAUGUAUGACGAAGAAAUAAAAGAAGGGGCGUUGGUGAACACCUCAGACCUGAACGAAGAGCUUGGGCAGGUGGAGUAUGUCUUCACGGACAAAACCGGGACCCUGACGGAGAACAGCAUGGAGUUCAUCGAGUGCUGCAUAGACGGGCACAAGUACAAAGACUGCAUUUCGGAGGUGGAUGGCUUCUCCCAGACUGAUGGACCCUUAAAGUACUAUGGCAAAGCAGAAAAGAGCCGCGAGGAGCUGUUCCUGCGAGCCCUCUGCUUGUGCCACACCGUUCAGAUCAAGGAAGCAGAUCAGGUGGAUGGGCUGAUAGGGCAUCCAGAACGCAAAUACACCUACAUCUCCUCUUCCCCAGACGAAAUUGCUUUGGUGAAAGGCGCAGAAAAGUAUGGUUUCACUUUUCUAGGACUUCAAAAUGAUUUCAUGAAAAUACGAAACCAAAAGAAUGAAACUGAAAUGUACCAGCUUCUCCAUGUGUUGAACUUUGAUCCUGUCCGUCGCCGUAUGAGUGUCAUUGUGAGAACCACCACGGGAAAGUUGCUUCUCUUCUGUAAAGGAGCAGACUCCUCUAUUUUUCCAAGGGUGCAGCAAGAAGAAAUCCAUCACACAAAAGUCCAUGUGGACCGCAACGCUAUGGAUGGCUACCGAACGCUCUGUGUGGCAUUCAAAGAACUGACUCAGAAGGAGUACGACAAAAUUGACAGACAGCUGAACGAAGCUAAGAUGGCUCUGCAGGACAGGGAGGAAAAGAUGGCAAAGGUUUUUGAAGACACAGAAGCAGACAUGCACUUGAUUGGGGCUACUGCUGUAGAAGACAGGCUGCAGGAGCAGUCGGCAGAGACGAUCGAAGCUCUGCAUGCAGCUGGCAUGAAGGUUUGGGUGCUGACGGGAGACAAAAUGGAAACUGCCAAAUCCACCUGCUACGCCUGCAGGCUCUUCCAGACUAGCACCGAGCUGCUGGAGCUGACAGCGAAAGUGGUGGGGGAGGGUGAAAGAAAGGAGGAUCGGCUCCAUGAGCUGCUGAUGGAGUACCAUAAAAAGCUGAUUCAGGACGUUCCCAAAAGCCGGGGAGGCCUGAAGAGAAGCUGGACAUUGAGUCAAGAAUAUGGCCUGAUUAUAGAUGGCUCAACGCUGUCACUGAUACUCAACCCUUCUCAGGACUCCAGUUCUAGUAAUUACAAAAACAUAUUUCUACAAAUCUGCUUGAAGUGUACUGCAGUCCUCUGCUGCCGGAUGGCCCCUUUGCAGAAAGCACAGAUUGUGCGAAUGGUGAAGAACACAAAAGGGAGCCCGAUAACACUCUCUGUAGGGGAUGGUGCAAAUGAUGUUAGUAUGAUUUUGGAAGCACAUGUUGGAAUAGGUAUAAAAGGCAAAGAAGGACGGCAGGCUUCCAGAAACAGCGACUAUGCUGUGCCAAAGUUUAAACAUUUAAGAAAAUUGCUACUAGCACAUGGGCAUUUAUAUUACGUGAGAAUAGCACACCUUGUACAGUAUUUCUUCUAUAAGAACCUUUGCUUCAUUUUACCGCAGUUUUUAUACCAGUUCUUCUGUGGAUUCUCACAGCAGCCACUGUACGAUGCUGCUUACCUUACCAUGUACAACAUCUGCUUCACAUCACUACCUAUCCUGGCUUACAGCCUCCUGGAGCAGCAUAUCAGCAUCGACACGCUGACCUCAGAUCCACAGCUGUAUAUGAAGGUUUCGGAUAAUGCAAUGCUGCAGUGGAGGCCGUUCCUGUACUGGACCUUUCUGGGAGCCUUUGAAGGACUCGUGUUUUUCUUUGGGGUUUAUUUUCUUUUCCAAAAUUCAUCAUUGGAAGAUAAUGGAAAGGUUUUUGGGAACUGGACCUUUGGGACAAUUGUUUUCACUGUGCUGGUGUUCACCGUCACUCUGAAGCUAGCAUUAGAUACCCGAUUCUGGACGUGGAUGAACCACUUUGUGAUUUGGGGCUCCCUUGCCUUCUAUGUCUUUUUCUCGUUCUUUUGGGGAGGAGUCAUUUGGCCUUUCUUGAAGCAGCAAAGAAUGUAUUUUAUAUUUGCCCAUAUGCUGACUUCUGUUUCCACAUGGCUGGCAAUAAUUCUCCUGAUCUUUAUCAGUCUUUUCCCAGAAAUUCUUCUGAUAGUUUUAAAAAAUAUAAAAGAGAAAAACCAUCAGAGCAGCAGGAAGGUACCUGAAUCAUUGUCGGCCAGAGCUUCUGUCAGACCACUUCUUUUAAGAACAUUCUCAGAUGAGUCUAAUGUGUUAUAACAGACUGGCCCCUUUGAUCUGCCUAUGUUAGUCUCAUACAAACGUAUAGAGAAUGGUUAUGUGAAGACUGAAGAUGCUGUUACUAAUUUGGCAGAAAGAUAUCCUCUCAGGAUACUUUAAAGUGCUCCAUACAAACACUGCGUAUUGUCAUGCUGUAGGAAAAAAACAUGGUUUUUAACCUGACAGUUCUCUUUAAUAUUACCAAGUACAGUAAGCAGCCAUGCUAAUAAAGCAGUAGCCAGGGCACUGGCCCCAUGGUACCUGUUUGUCUUUGGUCUUGUGGCUUCCUCGCCCUCCCCACGCCUCUCCUCCCCGCCGAGAAAAAAAGUCUGCCAAAUUCUACGUUGUAGGAGGCUGAGAAAGCAUCGUUAGGAAUUUAUCCAAAACAGCAUGAAUCGAAGUGCAAGAGCGCAACACUAGCCCCGUUUCACGUGGGGGCUUCCUCUGCCCGCUGCAGAUCUGUCCGAGAGCAGCAGAGAGCUGCUUAAGCCUCUUGCUCUGCCUGACCAAAGAAGUAGCGCAGACUUCAAACCCAAUAACCGGCCCCUCCGGCUCCCCGAAGGCGAUGGGGAAAGCUGGCUCCUUUCGCGCAGAAGCUGGAUGCAGCCCUGUGAGCAUCUUUCCUGGUGCUGGGGCUGUGACCCCUCGGUGGGGGCUGCCCCCUCCCAGCGAUGGAUUACCAGAUGCACGCAGCAGAAGUACUUGAAAAUUUGGGAGAAAUCUUUGCCGGCGGUGCAAUGCCCACGGUUGCAUGUCCCUCCUCUGGGUACGGCAGGAAGCGGUCUGCGGUCCCUACGCAGCGGCGUGUCCGUGCGGAGCCCCACGGCGCUGGGAAGCACCUGGGCAUCCUCCCACGGCCAGUUUGCUGAGGGGCAUAUUCCUGAUGGAGGGUGAAGAAAAGGUCAUUUUUCCCUCCUGUUGUGGCUGUUUGUGAUGGAAGGAAGCUUUCGUGGGGAGGAAAGAAUCUCAAAAGUUGGGCUGUGCCAGACUUUCAGCCAUUUUGCCCGGGCUCCUGUGGUUGUGCUUACAUUACUGCACCGUGCAGUUGCUUCAACACUUUAAAGGCCUGAGUGACAGCGCGGUCCUUGGAUGAUCCCAGGGACACGGGCUGUGCCUGUAAACCUGCAGGCAUGUAAAACUGCAUCUUGAGUUAUUUGCACUAAGAAAAAAAGAAGCCAGUUUAAAAAUAAAAGGAAUACACGAACCUGAUUUCAUUUUAUACUUUAUUUGGUUUUUAAAUUGGCAUGUUCUUUUUUAAAUCUACCUGUAUCAUGGUUGUGGGAACUUUUCUCUUUAGGUUGUGAGAUGCCUGAUGCUCAAUUUUUUUUUUUAAUGUCUGAUACUUAAUAUGUGGAAAAACCAACUUUUUUGUUAUAGUAAGUCAUAAGGGGUGAUGGAGCACGCUGUGUGCCCCCCAACGUUUGGUGUGAAGAUCCCCCCUCCUCUGCAGAGCGACACAGAGGAACUUCUGUGAGAAGCGUUUGGUUCUGGUUUGAGAAGUGACAAGCUCUACGCUGCAGCUGGGUUUGGCUCCUGCUCUCUCAGGCUUUGUGUCACUUACAUGCAAAGAAACAACAAUGUGGGACUGGAUGGAAUAUUCCCUUCAUCAAAUUUUGUUGAACUAUGGACUAUUAAUUUUUGGAAGGACUGACUCUUGCUCUCGGGCUGCCACCGCCGAGGUCCGCCUUUGACUCCGGCGGAAGCAGGAUGCAGAUCUGCGGGCAAAUGCUGGCGUGCAUCGUAAGGCCUUUGCAGUGGGCCUUACCUGAGUGGAAGAGGGCUGCGCACAGUCCCUGGUGGCUGCUCUCACAUCACCCAGCUUCGGAGGGCACCGACGGACAGGACCACUGUAUUAUACCCACUGCACUGGCCUCAACGCCAGUGGUGUUUGCUAGCACUGCGUUAGCGACCGCGGCACGACUCCUUGCUGCAUGAAGCGAGGAGCUGCACUUCCAGCAUGUGUCACACAGGCGAAGCUUUUUUCUUUUUUCCCUUCUGUUUUUUCCCUUUUUCUAGCUCAUUUCACAGACCUAGAAUUCAACUUGCAGACUUUGUCCUAUUCUCAACUUUUCUUGCUAAAAUGUGGUGCCUACAGAUCAAGUAUGCGACGAAUACAACGAAAAUACGCUCUAUAUGCCAAAUCUAACCUUUCUCCUUAAAUAUACAGUUGCUGACUUGUGUUUACAUAACCUUUAAAAUGUGGGCACUGACAUGCCUAAUUCCUGCGAUUCAGAACCAUUCCAAGCCCCAGUGGUCCCAAGCCUGACCCCUUGCUUCUCCGUUUGUGUUGUACCCUGCUCCUAGGUUCCGAGUCUGUUCCUGUGAAAUUCAGCUGGGGGUUUUGCUGGUGAUGUUAGUGGGAACAGGGCGAAGCUUGCCACGUAUGUGCGAUGUGUGAACUGUCUGAAUAAAGCCACUUAAAUGGGCUAAUUUCUACAGUCUGUUUUAAGAUGGAACCUUCCAAGAACCAAAUCUUUCCAAGUCUCAGGAUGGAGCAAACCAUCGCAACAGCUGUCUGUUCAAAUCCAAGGCAUGUGUGCUGACAGGCGGGCUGGAAUUAAUGUGAAAAUGUCUUUAAGAGCAGCUCUUUUGGGAAAAUGUGGGUUUUCUUGGGCUUGGAUCUUCAGCUAGUGCACUGGUGUAGUGUGGGGAUGCCGGGGUAGCUGGACCUGCUGAAGAGCUGAUCCUCGUCAUUCAGCAAUAGCAGAAGCGAAAUUCCUGUUGCUGUGGGUGGCUUGUGAAAUCGGGGGAAACAGGAGACCCCUUUUGGGGUUAGAGAAGGGAAGAAAAAGUGGCGAUAAUACAUGUAAGGUAUCAGCCAGCAGGAUGCCGAAGUGGCAGUAGGCCGACAGUGAUGCUCUGAUUGUUGUUCAUGUACUGUAAUACCUGCUGCACCGCUACAGCGCUCCUCAGCGAGCUGAAAGGUCAGUACAGGCUUACUGGUGGAAAAACUUGAAGGAAAAAAGGCUCGGGUUUUUUUCAUAAUAAUUCAUUGAAGUUUAAUCACUGACUAGUGACACUGAAAGAUAAGAAAAGUAAUUAAGAUUCCCUCUAAAACUGGUAUGUGAUAACGGAAGAACUUGGUGUAGUCAUAGCUACUUUUCAAAAACUAAUCUUAAUCGUUAUGAGAAUAUUAUAAAUUACUUGGAAUUGCAUAAAAGCUUAAAAUUGAAUUUGUAUCCACGCUGUUGAAAAACUUACCUACUACUGCACCAUUUAUCCAAUUUCCCAGGUGUGGAUUUUUUUAAAAAACCAUGUAGUAUACAGGAAGUGUAAAUUAUCUACAGGCAAUGAGGAGAUACAUUUUCAGCUUCUUACAAAAAAAAAAAAAAAAAAGGACUGCAACCUUACAUUUUUUCCACUUAAAUGCAAUUUUAUACAUUUAUGUUGCUUUAUAUAAGGGAAAUUGAAUGUGAAUGUUACCUUUUAUGAAUGCAACUUGCUCUUUUUUCAUUACGGAAACUUUUGUUUGAAGUAAUCAAUAAACUUUGGUAUGUUGUUCUGAUUAAUAUA
Molecule: messenger RNA, 7081 nt
Organism: Phalacrocorax carbo (great cormorant)
Lineage: Eukaryota; Metazoa; Chordata; Aves; Suliformes; Phalacrocoracidae
Source: RefSeq, a predicted model, not a curated record